This is a messenger RNA of Marasmius oreades (fairy-ring Marasmius), 1464 nucleotides long. RefSeq lists its product as uncharacterized. Bases 1 to 1464 code for a protein of 487 amino acids. The transcript is spliced from 6 exons. NCBI's taxonomy places the organism in Eukaryota, Fungi, Basidiomycota, Agaricomycetes, Agaricales, Marasmiaceae. The record is from RefSeq and is a predicted model, not a curated record. Gene Ontology annotation, molecular function: UDP-glycosyltransferase activity.
AUGAUGAACGAGUUGGGAAAGUUGCAUCGGGGACGGUUGAAAGCGGUUGAAGAACGGAUCAACGUGUUGAACGUCAUUCCUGACCGGGACCGGAACCACCAAUGCAACGAUCCUUUGCCUUCGAAAAAACCGGGCAUCGAGGUUAUAUCCUCUUUUGAAAAGCUCCUCAAGCAAUCUGGGGAAAUCACCUGUCUAACAUCCCAACGGACCAUAGAUUGUUCGAAAUUCCCGUCUCCGUGUGUUGCUAUUGUUGAUUUGUUUUCAAACUACGUUCUGGAUGGGAUCCGUUCGAUGGCCACUCCGGAGGAACUUCCUAUCGUGGCAUGGGCGCCUGGUUCCGCUGGGUCCACUCUGAUGUUUUGGGGGCCGGAAGAGUACCGUGAUGGAGGUGGGGGAGGUAUUGAGAACGGGAAGGCACAGAUUGAAGCUUUCGACUCGUCUGAGUCCCUGUUCGGACAAACCGCCGAUAAGGUUUUACGCAUCCCCGGAUACCCUCCGAUGUACGAUUACGAACGGAAACCACAGGAAUAUACUGGAACGGUUUCUUCUGCGCUCGUGAAGGUUGGGAUGAAAUCUUUAAUGGCUUCGGACGGAGUUAUCACAGUUUCGUUUCCGGUUAUUGAGAAGGAGGGUAUAGAGGCAUGUGAUAGAUACUUUGGGAGCCUUGGGAAGUCUCAUUUUUCCGUUGGACCGCUGGAGCUCAUGCCUGAUGUUACGGAGGGACGGGAUGCGGUUACGGAUGGGGUUCUUUUAUUUUUGGAUAAGAUGGAAGGUGAAUUUGGAGAGAAGUCGGUGAUAUUCAUUUCAUUUGGAACUCUUUUCUGGCCCACGAAUACUUCGGUUUUUGACGCGAUCAUCGAUGAGCUGAAAACUACGAAAACACCGUUUAUAGUUGCACACCCUUCCCCCGUCGCUCGAACGUCUAAAGGAUUAUUGGACAAGAUCAGAGCGUGUCCUUACGGACUCGAGCUCGCUUGGGCACCUCAAAAGCGAAUUUUGUCGCACCCGGCUACAGGUUGGUUCCUUACGCACGGUGGUUCGAAUAGUGUGCAAGAAGCGCUUACGUUCAAAGUUCCUAUGAUUCUCUGGCCAGCAAACGACGACCAACCACUUCACGCCUCCCUCCUUUCGAUUCAAUUCAAAGCUGCGUUUGAAUUGAUUGAAGUACGUUCUGGGAUCUACGGAAAGAAGAUACCCUAUCGGUAUCGUCACAGUGAUGGGCCCACACCCAAGUUCACUGUGGAGUCAGCGAAGAAGGAGUUUGGUCAGGUGUUGAAGGAUCUCAGAGGGACGAUGGGGUUAGUUGUGAGAAAGAACUUUGAAGAGCUUGCAACGAGGGUGGGGAGAGUGUGGGACGAGGAUGGAAUUGCUAGGAAAGGGUUGGAGGCGUUCUUGAAGGAAUACGUUGACACGGGGCGCAAAUCAUUUACGUGUCGUAGCUAUUUUGAGAUUGCUAGAUUAUAA